Messenger RNA from Cryphonectria parasitica EP155, 6630 nucleotides. It is a transcript of the gene CEL-2, whose product is annotated as fatty acid synthase acitivty. Lineage: Eukaryota; Fungi; Ascomycota; Sordariomycetes; Diaporthales; Cryphonectriaceae. Gene Ontology annotation, cellular component: fatty acid synthase complex. The transcript has 2 exons. Gene Ontology annotation, molecular function: enoyl-[acyl-carrier-protein] reductase (NADH) activity; [acyl-carrier-protein] S-malonyltransferase activity; fatty acid synthase activity. Gene Ontology annotation, biological process: long-chain fatty acid biosynthetic process. The record is from RefSeq and is a predicted model, not a curated record. The coding region runs from base 1 to 6312 and encodes 2103 amino acids.
AUGUACGGCACCGGUACUGGCCCCCAGACGGGCGUCUCAACCCCUCGAUCCUCCGCCUCUCUCCGUCCUUUGACCAUCUCCCACGGUUCACUCGAGACCUCUUUUUUGGUUCCCACCAGCCUUCACUUCCACGCCUCGCAAUUAAAAGACCGCUUCAGUGCGAGUCUGCCGCCACCCACCGACGAGCUUGCCCAAGAUGAUGAGCCAUCCUCCACAGCCGAGCUGGUCGGUAGAUACAUGGGCUUUGUCGCUCAGGAGGUCGAGCGGGGCGAGGACGAUGCUCAGGGUUCCUACGAAGAGGUGCUGAAGCUCAUUCUCAACGAGUUUGAGCGCGCUUUCCUGCGGGGCAAUGAUGCCCACGCUCUGGUAGCUACUCUUCCGGGCAUUGACUCCAAGAAAUUGGAGGUCUUGCGCAGCUACUAUGCUGCAAGGUCAACACUGAAGAGGACGGUCCGCCCUCACCAAUCAGCCCUGUUCCGGGCUGCUGAGGAGGGAGAUGCUGUCAUCUAUAGCAUCUUCGGUGGCCAGGGCAACAUUGAGGAAUACUUUGAGGAGCUGCGCGCGCUGUGGCAGACAUACCCUUCUUUCGUCGGAGAGCUCAUCAUGUCCUCGGCCGAGCAGCUGCAGACCUUGGCCAAUGAUUCUGCCGCCGAGAAGCUCUUCACAAAAGGCCUGGACGUCAUGAACUGGCUGCAACACCCUGAGGCUACCCCAGACGUCGACUACCUCAUCUCUGCUCCAGUUAGCUUCCCGUUGAUCGGACUUGUCCAGAUGGCGCACUACGAGGUUACCUGCAAGGCUCUCGGUAUCCACCCUGGAACCCUCAGAGAGAGGAUCUCCGGCACUACCGGACAUUCGCAAGGUGUUGUGAUGGCGGCAGCUACUGCCGCGGCCGACACUUGGGAGUCCUGGCCUGAGAUCGUCAAGUCUGCUCUGACAAUUCUCUUCUGGAUCGGUGCGCGCAGCCAGCAGACAUUCCCCAGGACGUCCAUGACACCCUCUGUCCUGCAAGAUUCGAUCGACAAUGGCGAGGGCACGCCGACGCCUAUGCUCAGCAUUCGCGACCUCUCGCAAGCAGAGGUCCAGAAGCACAUUGACGCGACAAACAAAUAUCUUCCUGCGGACCGCCACAUUUCCAUCUCUCUCAUCAACAGCCCUAGAAACAUGGUCGUCACUGGCCCACCCAUGUCCCUGUAUGGUCUGAACUUGCAGCUGCGGAAGGUCAAGGCUCCCACUGGUCUCGACCAGACUCGCAUCCCACACACCCAGCGAAAGGUCCGAUUCGUCAACCGCUUCCUCCCCAUUACCGCCCCGUUUCACAGCCAGUACCUAGCUGAGGCGACGGCUUUGAUCGACGAGGACCUCAAGGACAUUCAGAUCGAUGCCAAGCAGCUGGGCAUUCCUGUCUACGACACCAACACUGGCAAAGACGUGCGUGAGGAUGCCAAGGGCAACAUUGUCCCAACCCUCGUCCGUCUGAUCACCCGCGAUCCUGUCAACUGGGAGCAGGCAACAGUCUUUGCCAAUGCCACCCACGUGCUUGAUUUCGGCCCAGGAGGCAUCUCUGGGCUCGGCGUCCUCACCAGCCGUAACAAGGAGGGCACCGGCGUGCGCGUCAUCCUUGCUGGCGAGGUCAACGGCUCUGCUAACGAGGUCGGAUACAAGCCUGAGAUCUUUGACCGUGAUGAGGAGCACGCCGUCAAGUAUGCUCUGGACUGGGUCAAGGAGUACGGCCCCAGGCUGAUCAAGAACACCAACGGUCAGACGUUCGUCGACACCAAGAUGAGCAGACUUCUGGGAAUUCCUCCGGUCAUGGUGGCCGGCAUGACCCCUUGCACGGUACCAUGGGACUUCGUCGCUGCCACUAUGCAAGCUGGAUACCAUAUCGAGCUCGCCGGCGGUGGUUACUUUGAGCCAAACUCGAUGACCGCUGCGCUCCGAAACAUCGAGAAGGAGAUCCCAGCGGGUCGUGGCAUUGGCAUCAACCUGAUCUACGUCAACCCUCGUGCGAUGGCCUGGCAAAUUCCGCUCAUCGGUCGGCUGCGAGCCGAAGGUGUGCCAAUCGAAGGUCUCACCAUCGGUGCAGGUGUGCCCUCUAUUGAUGUCGCAAAUGAGUACAUCGAGACCCUGGGCCUGAAGCACAUCUCUUUCAAGCCAGGUUCCUCUGACGCCAUCCAGGCUGUGAUCAACAUCGCCAAGGCCAACCCUACGUUCCCUGUCAUGCUUCAGUGGACUGGUGGCCGUGGUGGCGGCCACCACUCUUUCGAGGACUUCCACCAGCCGAUUCUGCAGAUGUAUGGGCGUAUUCGCCGGCAGGAGAACAUCAUCCUCGUCGCAGGAAGUGGUUUCGGUGGUGCCGAGGACACUUACCCAUACAUCACUGGAGAGUGGUCCAAGAAAUUUGGCUAUCCUCCCAUGCCUUUCGACGGAUGUUUGUUCGGCAGCAGGAUGAUGGUUGCUAAGGAAGCUCACACCAGCAAGGCUGCUAAGCAGGCGAUCAUCGAGGCUGAAGGUCUGACCGACAGCGAGUGGGAGCAAACAUAUCAAGGUCCAGCCGGAGGUAUUAUCACCGUCCGUUCUGAGAUGGGUGAGCCCAUUCACAAGCUCGCCACUCGCGGUGUGAAGUUCUGGGCUGAGAUGGACAAGAAGAUCUUCAGCCUGCCGAAGGAGAAGCGGGUUGCCGAGCUUGAGAAGAACCGAGCUUACAUCAUCAAGAAGCUGAAUGACGACUUCCAAAAGGUCUGGUUUGGCAAGAAUAAGGCCGGCGAGACGGUCGACCUGGAUGAGAUGACUUACGGCGAGGUUGUGAGGAGGCUGGUAGACCUUCUCUACGUGAAGCACCAGUCGCGCUGGAUUGACCCCUCCUUCGCCAGGCUCACUGGUGAUUUCAUCCAGCGUGUCGAGGAGCGCUUCACAUCUGCCUCCGAUAAAGUUUACGUCCUGCAGGAGUACACCCAGCUUGACAAGCCUUUCGAGAUCAUCGAGACGGUCCUCGGCCACUACCCGGAGGCUGAUAAGCAGAUCAUCAACGCCCAGGAUGUUCAGCAUUUCUUGAUGCUGUGCUCGAGACCGACGCAAAAGCCCAUUACAUUCAUCCCUGCCCUCGACAACAAUUUCGAGUUCUACUUCAAGAAGGACUCUCUUUGGCAGUCUGAAGACUUGGAUGCUGUCAUCGAUCAGGACGUCGGGCGGACCUGCAUCCUUCAGGGCCCCACAGCAGCCAAGUAUUCGACAGUCGUUGACGAGCCGAUCAAGGACAUCCUUGACAGCAUUCACAAUGGCCACAUUGAGUACUUGACUCGCGACAGUUACGCAGGCGAUGCGGCCAAGAUCUCGACCAUUGAGUACUUCGGAGGCAAGCUUGUCGAUCACGAGAUACCCCUUGAUUUCGAGGGCGUCACUGUGUCCUAUGACAGCAACAGGAACACUUAUCGCAUCGCGAACACGACCACCAGUCCAUUGCCGGCCCUCGACGACUGGCUCUCCCUCCUUGCAGGACCCAACCGCUCUUGGCGUCACGCUCUACUUCUGUCUGAAGUCCUCGUGCAGGGCAAGAAAUACCAGACCAACCCGAUGAAGCGCAUCUUUGCUCCUGCUCGUGGCCUGUUCGUGGAGAUCACAUACCCAAACACUCCCGACAAGACUGUUAUCACCGUUCGGGAGCAGCCUCGUCAUAACCAGUACGUUGAUGUUCUUGAGGCCAAGAUGGUUGGCCAAAAUCAGAUUGUGGUCAACAUGGUCAAGGACACGACGGCUCUUGGCAAGCCUGUCGCGUUGCCUCUUGAGUUCACCUACCACCCCGAGGCUGGCUACGCUCCUAUUCACGAGAACAUGGACGGACGCAACGACCGCAUCAAGGAGUUCUAUUGGCGUGCCUGGUUCGGCGACGAGGCUCUGGACUUGGAUGCCAAUGUCUCCGGCAAGUUCGAUGGAGGCAAUGCUACUGUCACUGGCGAGGCUAUUAAUGACUUUGUCCAUGCUGUGGGCAACCAUGGUGAAGCCUUCAUUGACCGUCCAGGCAAGGUCAUGUACGCCCCGAUGGACUUCGCCAUCGUCGUGGGCUGGAAAGCCAUCACUAAGCCUAUCUUCCCUCGCACCAUUGACGGUGAUUUGUUGAAGCUUGUGCACCUGUCCAACCAGUUCCGCAUGAUGCCAGGUGCUGAGCCCCUGAAGAAGGGCGACGAGCUUUCCACUGUUGCUCGUGUCAAUGCAGUCAUCAACCAAGACUCGGGGAAGAUGGUCGAGGUCUGCGGCACCAUCCGUCGUGAUGGUGAGGAUGUAAUGGAGGUCACUUCUCAGUUCCUGUACCGUGGCAACUACACGGAUUUUGAGAACACCUUCCAGAGCAAGACAGAGACUCCGAUGCAGAUUCACCUUGCCACGAGCAAGGAUGUUGCUGUCCUGAGGUCCAAGGAGUGGUUCCAGCUCGAUGAUAAUGCCCUCGACAUGGAUCUGCUCGGCAAACUCCUAACGUUCCGCCUCGAGACUUUUGUCCAAUUCAAGUCGAAGACAGUGUUUGAGAAGGUCCAGACGCGUGGCAAAGUGGAGCUUGAAUUGCCCACCAAGGAGAUUGUCCAGAUCGCAUCUGUCUACUACGAGCAUGAAAAGGCGUCUCACGGCAACCCCGUGAUUGACUACCUACAGCGCAAUGGCUCCUCUAUCGAGCAGCCAGUGAUGUUUGAGAACCCGAUCCCCCUGAGCGGCAAGACUCCUCUGCAAAUGAAGGCCCCUGCCUCCAACGAGAGUUACGCACGUGUCUCGGGAGACUACAACCCUAUUCACGUGUCCAGGGUCUUUGCCAACUACGCCAAUCUCCCUGGCACCAUUACGCACGGCAUGUACUCGAGUGCCGCGGUGCGAAGUUUGGUGGAGACGUGGGCAGCCGAGAACAACAUUGGCCGUGUCCGUAGCUUCCACGCUUCUCUGGUUGGCAUGGUGCUGCCGCACGAUGACAUUCAGGUCAAGAUGCAGCACGUCGGCAUGAUCGCUGGUCGCAAGAUUGUCAAGGUCGAGGCUAGCAACAAGGAGACCGAGGAGAAGGUCCUUCUUGGCGAGGCCGAGGUCGAGCAGCCAGUGACGGCAUACGUCUUCACCGGCCAGGGCUCGCAGGAACAAGGUAUGGGUAUGGGCCUGUAUGACAGCAGUCCUGUGGCCAAGGAUGUCUGGGACCGGGCAGACAAGUAUCUCAUGGAUACCUAUGGUUUUGCUAUUACCAACAUUGUGAGGAACAACCCCAAGGAGCUCACAAUCCACUUUGGUGGUCCUCGCGGAAAGGCCAUCCGGGCCAACUACAUGGCGAUGACCUUCGAGACUGUCGCAGCAGAUGGCUCUAUCAAGUCGGAGCGUAUCUUCAAGGAGAUCAGCGAGAGCACGCCGUCCUACACGUACCGCUCCCCGAACGGCUUGCUCUCAGCCACACAAUUCACGCAGCCUGCCUUGACCCUCAUGGAGAAGGCCAGUUUCGAGGACAUGAAGGCGAAGGGUCUUGUUCCUCGGGACAGCACGUUUGCUGGACAUUCGCUGGGCGAGUAUAGUGCCCUUGCUGCAUUGGCCGAGGUUAUGCCCAUUGAGUCUCUGGUCUCGGUCGUCUUCUACCGUGGUCUGACAAUGCAAGUGGCCGUCGAGCGCGAUGAGGCUGGCCGAUCUAACUACUCUAUGUGUGCCGUCAACCCGAGCAGGAUUUCUAAGACGUUCAACGAGGACGCGCUGCGCUUCGUGGUGGCCAACAUUGCCGAGUCCACGGGCUGGCUCCUGGAGAUUGUCAACUUCAACAUCGCCAACAUGCAAUACGUGUGCGCGGGUGACCUGCGGGCCCUCGACACCCUCGGCUACGUCUGUAACUUCCUGAAGGUACAGAAGAUCGACAUCGAUAAGAUGAUGAAGGAGCUCUCGAUCGACGAGGUGAAGGAGCAUCUGCUGCAGAUUAUCAAGCAGGCUGCGUCGGAGACGCAGAAGAAGCCCGAGCCCCUGGAGCUGGAGAGGGGCUUUGCCACGAUCCCCCUGAAGGGUAUCGACGUGCCUUUCCACUCGACGUUCCUGCGCAGUGGUGUCAAGCCUUUCCGCUCGUUCUUGCUGAAGAAGAUCAACAAGACGACCAUCGACCCGUCCAAGCUGGUGGGCAAGUACAUCCCCAACGUCACGGCCAAGCCAUUCGCCCUGACCAAGGAGUACUUUGAGGAUGUCUACAAACUGACCAACUCGCCUCGUAUUGCGAAUGUGCUGGCGAAUUGGGACUCGUACCAGGGUGAUGGCACGGGCCCUGUCGCUGCUCUCAACGGUACUGGCGGCGUGAAUGGUGUGUCUUCUGAUUAGACUCGUUGUUCGCAGUCCUUUUUUGUUUCUUCUCAAGAGUUCUUGGAGGCGUUUGUUCAGCGGCUUUACAUUGGUUCAUGAGUCUGUGUUCAUGUGGGGCGACCAAUGAAAUGGUAUCUCUCGUUGUGGGUCUGGCAUUGAUAAGCCGCGAAUGGGACUAGGCGGAUUCCGUUGUGUUUGUGCGGGUGCCGGCGUUGGCCGUGUUUGCUGGGUUUUCUUCUUGCUUAUGAUCAUUGCAUUACUUGUCACUAUGACUGGAUUAGAGGGAUGUGUGUGUGGGAGAGAAACCCAAUGAUAGAAAAAUCUUAGUACAUUUAU